Trichechus manatus latirostris (Florida manatee) is the source of this 1571-nucleotide messenger RNA. It is a transcript of the gene SELENOO, whose product is annotated as selenoprotein O. The coding region runs from base 51 to 1571 and encodes 506 amino acids. The record is from RefSeq and is a predicted model, not a curated record. The transcript has 9 exons. NCBI's taxonomy places the organism in Eukaryota, Metazoa, Chordata, Mammalia, Sirenia, Trichechidae.
GCGGCCACCAGUUCGGCCAGUUCGCCGGGCAGCUGGGCGACGGCGCCGCCAUGUACCUGGGCGAGGUGUGCCCGGCGGCCGGCGAGCGCUGGGAGCUGCAGCUCAAGGGGGCCGGCCUCACGCCCUUCUCCAGGCAGGCCGACGGCCGCAAGGUCCUGCGCUCCAGCAUCCGUGAGUUCCUGUGCAGUGAGGCCAUGUUCCACCUGGGGGUCCCCACCACACGGGCCGGGGCCUGCGUCACAUCCGCCUCCACGGUCGUGAGGGAUGUGUUCUAUGAUGGUAAUCCAAAGCGUGAAAAGUGCACAGUUGUGUUGCGCGUAGCUCCCACUUUUAUAAGGUUUGGGUCUUUUGAGAUUUUUAAGCCCGCAGACGCGCUCACGGGGCGUGAGGGCCCCAGCGUCGGGAGGAAUGACAUCCGCAUCCAGAUGCUCGACUAUGUGAUCGGCUCCUUCUACCCCGAGAUCCAGGCAGCUCACGCUGACGACCACCUGAGGAGGAACACCGCCUUCUUCCGGGAGGUGGCACGGCGCACAGCCCGGCUGGUGGCCGAGUGGCAGUGUGUGGGCUUCUGCCACGGUGUGCUCAACACUGACAACAUGAGCAUCGUGGGACUCACCAUAGACUACGGGCCCUUCGGCUUCCUGGACAGGUACGACCCCGACCAUGUGUGCAACGCCUCAGACAGCGGGGGGCGCUAUGCGUACGGCAGGCAGCCUGAGGUGUGCAAGUGGAAUCUGCAGAAGCUGGCAGAGGCGCUGGCGCCCGAGCUGCCCCUGGAGGUGGGCACGGCCGUGCUGGCCGAGGAGUUUGACGCCGAGUUCCAGCGGCAUUACCUGCAGAAGAUGCGCCGGAAGCUGGGCCUCGUGGGGACGGAGCUGGAGGAGGACCCAGCGCUGGUGGCCCAGCUCCUGGAGACCAUGCACCUGACCGGGGCCGACUUCACCAACACCUUCCGCCUGCUGAGCGACUUUGUGGCGGGGCCCCCGUCUCCGGAGCAGGCGGCCGUCCUGGACCAGCUCCUGGAGCAGUGUGCGUCCUUGGAGGAGCUGAAGCAUGCACUGCAGCCCCAGAUGGAUCCCCGGCAGCUCUCGCUGAUGCUGAUGCUGGCACAGUCGAACCCGCAGCUGCUGGCGCUCGUGGGCAGUCGGGCCAGUGUGGCGCGCGAGCUGGAGCGCAUAGAGCAGCGCUCACAGCUGGAGCAGCUGAGCUCGGCCGAGCUGCAGGCCAGGAACCGCACCCUCUGGACUCAGUGGCUCCAGGAGUACAGUGCACGCCUGGCGAAGGACGCAGAAGGUGCUGGGGACACCGAGGCCUGGCGGGCAGAGCACGUGCGGGUCAUGCAGGCCACCAACCCUAAGUAUGUGCUGCGGAACUACAUCGCCCAGACUGCCAUCGAGGCCGCGGAGAAUGGGGACUUCUCAGAGGUCCGGCGGGUGCUGAAGCUGCUGGAGGCCCCUUACGGCCGGGAGGAGGAGCCUGCGGGAGCCGGGGAGGCCGCAGACGCAGUCGGCCCGCGACGCUCCUACAGCAGCAGGCCCCCGCCCUGGGCAGCUGAACUGUGCGUGACAUGA